AUGGCAACUUGUCUGCGUUACCCGGGAAAGGUGGUGAUCGUGACGGGGGGCACCUCUGGCAUUGGUCUGGCCACCGUGAAAGAGUUUGUUCGCCAAGGAGCCAAGGUGGUCUUCUGUUCAAAACAAUCUCAAGUGGAAAGGGGACGAGCCAUUGAGAGGGACCUGCAGUGUUCUGGGUGCCCAGGGGAAGCUUGCUUCCAGGUCUGUGAUGUCCGCAAGGAGGCUGACAUUAAGAGGUUGAUUCUGGUAACUGUCGAACGUUAUGGAUGCCUGGACUGCCUGGUGAACAGCGCUGGAGAUGGUCAUGCUGAAGAGGUAGAUGACGUGACUGCCCAGGACUUCCGCAGCCUCAUGGAACUCAACGUUGUGAGCAAAGUGUUAGCAUCAAAGUAUGCACUGCCCUACCUGUGGGAAAUGAGAGGAAACAUCAUCAACAUUGGCUGUGAUGCUGGUAUUUUUGGGAUGAAGAAUACUGUGUCGUUCACCUCAACCAUGGGUGCUAUUAUAGCAAUGACCAAAGCCCUGGCCAUAGAUGAGAGCAAAUACAAAGUACGAGUCAACUGCAUCUCACAUGGUAAUGUCUGGGCUCCUUUGUGGGAAAGGCAUGCAAAUCAGUUCCUGAAUCCAGAGGCUGUAAUCCAGGAAGGCAAAAGUUUUGAGCUAAUGGGAUGUUUGGGAACCCCAGAAGAAGUGGCUUUGGCUGCCCUUUUCCUUGCCACUGAUGGAACUUUCUGCACUGGUUUCGACCUUACGAUCAGUGGUGGUGCUGAAGUUGGCUUUGGGGUGAAGAACCAGGUGGAUCUUGAGCCUGGCCAGUGUCCAAGCGGGUAUUCACAGGGCUCUUCUGUCAAGCAAUAA
Molecule: messenger RNA, 858 nt
Organism: Euleptes europaea (tarantolino)
Lineage: Eukaryota; Metazoa; Chordata; Lepidosauria; Squamata; Sphaerodactylidae
Product: 17-beta-hydroxysteroid dehydrogenase 14-like
Exons: 9
Coding region: 1-858 (285 amino acids)
Biological process (GO): steroid catabolic process
Cellular component (GO): cytosol
Molecular function (GO): estradiol 17-beta-dehydrogenase [NAD(P)+] activity
Source: RefSeq, a predicted model, not a curated record